GGUACUAUUCGUCUACCUGCUUUCUCAAUGGAUGGUGACUACGUUAUUGGUGGUGUUUUGUCCAUUCACCACUAUGCACACACAGUGAAGCAUAACUACACCAUGAUGCCUGAUUCAAUAAGAUGCUCAGGAAGCAUUGAUACCCGUGAACUGCGCUUCUCACGCGCAAUGAUCUUCGCCAUCGAGGAGAUUAACAACAGCACGGAGCUGCUGCCGGGCAUCAAACUUGGUUAUCAGAUCUAUGACUCGUGUGCCUCUGUGCCUGUAGCGGUGCAUGUGGCAUUCCAGCUGUCAGGCGGCCUGGACCUGGUGUUUAACACCGGCGACAAUUGUUCACAAUCUGGUAAAGUGAUGGCCAUUGUUGGUGAGUCUGGGUCCACACCAUCCAUCAGCAUGUCUCGCAUCAUCGGACCCUUUAACAUUCCUCAAGUUAGUCACUUUGCCACUUGUGCAUGCCUGUCCGAUAAGCAGCAGUACCCAAGUUUCUUCAGAACCAUCCCAAGUGACCAGUUCCAGGCUGACGCGCUGGCAAAGCUGGUAAAACACUUUGGUUGGACUUGGAUAGGUGCUAUCCGAUCGGACUCGGAUUAUGGAAACAAUGGCAUGGCGUCGUUCCUAAACGCAGCACACAAAGAGGGGAUCUGUGUGGAAUAUUCUGAAUCCUUCUAUCGGACCAACCCACGAAGCAGGAUCCAGAGAGUGGCCGACAUUAUCCGCAGGUCGACAGCUAUGGUUAUUGUGGCAUUUACAACAUCUGGAGACUUCAGGAUUCUGCUGGAAGAGCUGUCGCUCAAGCCCUCUCCACCUCGCCAGUGGAUAGGCAGUGAGGCCUGGGUAACUGACCCAGCUAUGCUGAGGUUCAGUUUCUGUGCUGGAGCAGUGGGAUUUGGCAUUGAGCAAUCUGUGAUUCCAGGUCUGAGAGACUUCCUGCUGGAUCUCUCUCCCUCUAAAGUGGCUGCCUCUCCAGUCCUUACUGAGUUCUGGGAGGAUGCAUUCAACUGCAGAUUUGCACCACCUCCAGCAGGUUGGGUGGAGGCUGCGGGAGAAGUAUGCACUGGACAGGAAGAUCUAGAGAGUGUGGGAACUGAGUUGUUAGAUGUUUCUGAUCUCAGGCCUGAGUACAAUAUUUACAAGGCGGUGUAUGCUCUAGCACAUGCCCUUGAUGACAUGCUGCAGUGCGAGCCAGGAAGAGGGCCUUUCAGCGGACACAGCUGUGCCACUUUGCAAAUACUGGAGCCAUGGCAGCUGCUGCAUUACUUGGAAAAGGUUAACUUCACCACAUCAUUUGGUGAUGAAGUUUCCUUUGAUGAAAAUGGUGAUGCCUUACCAAUAUAUGAUGUCAUGAACUGGCUGUUGCUCACUGAUGGAAGAAUUACAAUUCAGAAUGUGGGGCUUGUUAAGCAGUUGGCCUCCAAAGGUGAAGAACUCACACUUGAUGAAGAGAAAAUCUUCUGGAACUUUGACAACAAACAGUCACCCCUGUCAGUGUGCAGUGAGAGCUGCCCCCCAGGUACCCGCAUGGCCAGAAAAAAGGGACAGCCUUUUUGCUGUUUCGACUGUGUACCAUGCUCUGAGGGAAAGUUCAGCAAUGACACAGACUCCAUGGAGUGCACCAGUUGUCCAGAGGACUUCUGGUCCAAUGUCCAGCGUGACCACUGCAUUCCUAAGAAAACAGAGUUUCUCUCCUACCAUGAGCCUCUGGGUAUCUGCCUGACAACAACAUCAUUGUUGGGAACAUUUAUCUGUGCUGUUGUCCUGGGAAUUUUCACCUAUCAUCGCAGUACACCCAUGGUACGCGCUAACAAUUCAGAACUAAGUUUCUUGCUCUUGCUGUCACUUAAAUCCUGUUUUCUGUGUUCACUGCUGUUUAUCGGCCGUCCCAGUCUGUGGACAUGCCAACUGAGACAUGCAGCAUUUGGGAUCAGCUUUGUGCUUUGUGUCUCAUGUAUUCUGGUAAAAACCAUAGUGGUUCUGGCUGUGUUCAAUGCCUCCAAGCCAGGAGGAGGAACCAGUCUGAAGUGGUUUGGUGCUGUGCAGCAAAGAGGAACAGUUCUGGUUCUGACUUCUGUUCAGGCAGCAAUCUGCACUGCUUGGAUUGCUUCUGCCUCACCAGCUCGCUAUAAAAACACUCAAUACCACAACGACAAGAUAGUUUAUGAGUGUGUUGUUGGGUCCACUGUUGGUUUUGCAGUGUUACUAGGCUAUGUUGGUUUACUGGCUAUCCUCAGCUUCCUGUUAGCAUUUCUAGCAAGGAAUCUUCCAGACAACUUCAAUGAGGCCAAACUCAUCACAUUCAGCAUGUUGAUCUUCUGUGCUGUGUGGGUGGCCUUUAUCCCUGCUUAUGUCAACUCUCCAGGGAAAUAUGCAGAUGCUGUGGAAGUAUUUGCCAUUCUGGCCUCCAGUUUUGGUCUCUUGUUGGCAUUGUUUGGACCCAAAUGUUACAUAAUCCUGCUGAGACCAGAGAGGAACACCAAGAAAGCAAUAAUGGGGCGGGGCAUCCAGUCAUAA
Messenger RNA from Pseudoliparis swirei, 2508 nucleotides. RefSeq names its product extracellular calcium-sensing receptor-like. The transcript is spliced from 9 exons. Gene Ontology annotation, molecular function: G protein-coupled receptor activity. Gene Ontology annotation, cellular component: membrane. NCBI's taxonomy places the organism in Eukaryota, Metazoa, Chordata, Actinopteri, Perciformes, Liparidae. The coding region runs from base 28 to 2508 and encodes 826 amino acids. The record is from RefSeq and is a predicted model, not a curated record. Gene Ontology annotation, biological process: G protein-coupled receptor signaling pathway.